Messenger RNA from Effrenium voratum, 2666 nucleotides. Lineage: Eukaryota; Dinophyceae; Suessiales; Symbiodiniaceae. The record is from the annotation of a GenBank genome assembly.
AGCUGCUUUGAAGGAUUCAAGGUCUGAAGCACUUCUUGAACCGCCCAUGUUGUGCCAAUGUAUGGGGGCAGUGCCAAAGGUGGCGAAGAGCAUUCAGGGGUGCAUGCCCUCAGUCUUGCACCUGAAGUUGAAGUGCGUCGGUUUGGCAACGCGCCAAGAGAUGGUGAACGCAGAGAUGGCUGUCUCAGAGCUCCGGGCAGUUGCAUCCAGCUUGUUUGGACUAGAGGCAGCGGUCCUCAUGCACAAGGGCAAAGCCUUGCGAGGCGACCUGAGUUUGGCGGCCGCCGGGCUGGCUGCAGCCGAUGCGGUGAUCUUCGUGUUGCCGGCCUUGCCGCAUGGCUGGCCGGAGUUCUUGGCCCAGGCGGCGCGGGCCAGCCCUUUCGAGUGGGAAGCCGCCUUGAAGGAGCGGCGCCUCGAAGCCACGGAGCUGCGGCUGGUGGUGGAGCUCGAGGAGGAUGGCCGCGACGCCUACCACUACGAGGCGCUGCUGGAGCACGGCUUUGUUCCGAGGUUCCUCUGGGCGGAGCUGCUGGGCCGCAACACCGCCACGGUGCGAGCCUGGCGCCGGAAUCCGAGCCUGGUGAGGCGCAGCGGAAACUGGCUGAUCCGGCCCAACCCCAACUACUUUGACUAUGAGCAGGGGGUCAGAGCCCCCAAGGACCUGAAGUUUGGGCUCCGGGGCUUCCGCCUCAUCGCCUGGUGGAUCCACCCGGAACUUCAGACUGGCAGCGUCUUCUUCGCUCACGGCGGGUCGGGACCCGGAGACGGCCCGUGCGCUCAAAGGAGGCUUCUCUAUGAAGAGGACUGCCCGGAAGAGGACUCCACUUUCGACAAUGAGUGUGUUGUGCGCCUCAGCGAGUUUGCGACGUACCUCAUGACAUGGAGGGACCUGCGGCCCGAGCACUUGCCGGAGCUUCGCCAGCUGCAGGCAGACGUGAUGCAGCACCUGGAGGAGAUCUAUGGGGUGCAGGAGCACGAGCUGGCCGACUACGACCUGCAGUUCCACACCACCACAGCCAUGAGGAGCCCCCUAUUUGGAGCUGAGCGGGGUCAAUACAUGACCUUACACUUGCAAAUUGGAGUGCGGCAUUGCUGGACAUUGUCCUGCAUGUCGCGGCACAUGGCUUUGGGAGAGGUCAUCAAAAUGCUGGAGCAAGGGGGGGAUGCACGCCCGGCGCAUGUCUACUGUGAAGAAAACAGCCCUUACCCUAUGGCGCCGAUCAUGUACUCUGAGAAGCUCUCGCUUUCCGAUCUUGGGCUUGGCGACGAGCUGCCGGCAGCCUACCACGCCUUGGACGAAGUCAAAACGGCAGAAGUACACCGAGAGGCAGUGCUGAGGUUGUGUGACAUGUCGGCUGGGACUGGCAGCACUGCGGUGGUCCUGCUGGGCCCGCCUGGGGUGGGCAAGAGCACGCUGCGCCAGAUGCUGGCACAAAACGAUGCCAUCCCGGGGCUGGGCGACUUUCCGCUUCGCGGCGGUUCUGGCCUUGAUGCUGUGGUGGUGGACGGCGACCUGGUGCGGCAGGUUCAACCCCUCAGCCCACAAGGUACCGCUUGGAUCAAGGACCAAGUGAUUGCUGCGGCCAUCCGGGAGAAGAAGAACCUCCUCGUGGCCACAGUUCGGGGCGAGGACAUCAUCACGCGCCUGGUGAGCCAGGGCUACAAAGUUCACCUCAUGCUGGUUUUUACCUCUUCCUCCCUGGCCUCCACCCGGCGCAGCGCCCGGGCGGACCGCCCGGCUGGCCGACGAGAUUGCCGUGCCCAGGCUUUCGCAGAGGUCACCCGAUCCUGCUUCGCAGCAUCGCUGGCGGCCAAACCUGGCGGCGGAACAAUAUACUUUGUCGAGAACUGCAGCUCUCCGAGGGUCGUGUCCAGCUGUGCGUUGACCAGUCAGCUGGAGAUUGCCCAAAGCUGCUACAGCAUGUGCCAUUCUGCCGGCGUUCCCGUGUCUUGGUCAGAUCCAUGCUGGCUGGACAGAGCUGAGCUGCACCAGCGGCAUCGGGUGGGGUGCCUAGGCAGGAACAAACGCCUGGUCUUGGUAGCUGGACCGCAAGGUGCCGGCAAAACUUCGGCCUGGCGCGACGCGCGGGUGAGGAGGGCCCUCUUUGGCUUGGAGGAUUUUGCGGUGAUCGACGGAGAGGUGUUCUACGAGGCACACUGGGGCCAUCAAGUGGUGAUGGCGACGCAGCAGCGCUGCCGCUCACAUCUGGACCUGGCCGCAGACAUGAAAAGGUGGAAAGUAGAGACCUUGAAGCGUUGCUGUGACCAGGGCUUGGACAUUGUGCUGCCUGUCACUGGCACAAGCCCGGGAUUGGACAUGAUUUCAUACUUCAAAGACGCAGCCGGUUACACCGUCAGCGCAGUCCUUCUUUUCAUCAGCCCCAAAACUUCAAUGCACAGGGCGGAACGCCGCCAUGUGGGGACAGGACGUCCGUGCAUGGAUCACUCAACAUACAGAAUCACAUGCCAGUUCAUGUCAAGCGUGCCAGAACUCGUCAAUGGCAAGAUCCGGUACAUUGACAAUGAAGACUUCUUGUGGAAGGAAGUGUCAAGGGAGCUUUUUCACAACAAGCUAUGCGGCUUUUUGGAGGGAUGCGACAUAUAGUUCGCAAUACGAUCCCCCUCGUUGAGGCAUAGUGUUGUGCACCCUGAGGGUGUCCCAGUUC